This is a messenger RNA of Leptosia nina, 2643 nucleotides long. The record is from the annotation of a GenBank genome assembly. Lineage: Eukaryota; Metazoa; Arthropoda; Insecta; Lepidoptera; Pieridae.
AUGAGUUCCCCAAUACCUGACACUCCAUCAGACCGUGAUGAUGCCCGAUCACGUAUGACCUCGCCAGCCCGCGAUUAUGAAAUGUUUGAGGAUGAAGGAGCCAUUCUUGGUGACCACCCCAUUGACGAAGAAGAGGAUGAUGGAGAGGAAUUAUUUAAUGACAAUAUGGAAGCAGAUUACCGUCCAAUGCCAGGAUUGGAUAGAUAUGAUGCUGAAGAUCUUGAUGAUGACGACUAUGAAGCUAUGUCUGUUGGGGACCGAGUGGCUGCUGAGAGGGAGUUGCAGAGAAGGGACAGAGAUGAAGGCAGGAUAAGAAGAGAUGAUAGAGGACUAUUGUAUGAUGAUUCUGAUGAGGAAAGCGGAGACGCGCCCAGAGCAAAACGCCGCCGAGCAGCGGAAAAGGCUGCAACAGGCGCUGAUGAACAAGUUGAGGAAGGCAUUGAGAGUAUUGAAAACUUGGAAGACACCAAGGGUUACACAACUAAGGAAUGGGUAUCCAUGUUGGGACCAAGAACAGAAAUUGCCAACAGAUUUAAAAACUUCCUCCGCACCUACACUAACAGCAAAGGCCAGUAUGUUUACAAGGAGCGCAUUCGUCGUAUGUGCGAACACAAUCAGGCUUCUUUCCAUGUGGAAUUUGAUUGCCUUGCCAAGCGAGAGCAGGUCUUAGCUUACUUCCUACCAGAAGCGCCAUUCCAAAUGCUGCAAAUAUUUGAUGAAGUAGCUAAAGAGAUUGUCCUACAAAUCUUUCCUAGCUAUGAGAGAGUUACUUCAGAGAUUCAUGUUAGGAUUGCUGAUCUGCCAUUGAUAGAAGAGUUAAGAACAUUCAGGAAACUUCACUUGAACCAACUUGUUAGGACUGUAGGGGUGAUAACCGCCACCACUGGAGUCCUACCCCAGCUGUCUGUAGUCAAAUAUGACUGUAAUAGGUGUGGGUAUAUACUGGGGCCAUUUGUGCAGUCACAGAAUUCAGAAGUUAAGCCUGGGUCCUGUCCGGAAUGUCAGAGUGCUGGACCAUUUAUGGUCAACAUGGAACAAACAGUCUACCGUAACUACCAAAAGGUGACAAUUCAAGAAUCCCCAGGCAGGAUACCAGCAGGUCGUAUACCGAGGAGUAAAGAUUGUAUUCUGUUGGCUGACCUGUGUGACCGUUGCAAGCCUGGUGAUGAAGUGGAUCUUACUGGCAUCUAUACCAAUAAUUAUGACGGAUCAUUGAAUACUGAACAGGGCUUUCCAGUCUUUGCGACAGUGAUAAUAGCCAACUACAUAGUAGUGAAGGACUGCAAACACAUAGUUGAAUCUCUUACCGAUGAAGAUGUAGCAAACAUAAUAAAAUUGUCGAAAGAUCCGCAGAUCGGCGAACGGAUUGUGCAAAGCAUUGCGCCAUCUAUAUAUGGCCAUGAUUACAUUAAGAGGGGGCUGGCUUUAGCAUUGUUUGGAGGGGAGCCUAAAAAUCCUGGUGAAAAACACAAAGUACGCGGUGAUAUAAAUGUACUCAUUUGCGGAGAUCCCGGUACAGCUAAAUCUCAAUUUUUAAAAUAUACCGAAAAGAUAGCCCCAAGGGCAAUAUUUACAACGGGGCAAGGUGCUAGCGCUGUAGGUCUUACUGCCUAUGUUAGGAAGAAUCCCACUACCAGAGAUUGGACAUUGGAAGCCGGCGCCCUAGUAUUAGCCGAUAGAGGCGUGUGCCUGAUAGACGAGUUCGACAAAAUGAACGACCAGGACAGGACUUCCAUCCACGAGGCCAUGGAACAGCAGUCGAUAUCCAUAUCUAAGGCGGGCAUUGUCACUUCCUUGCAUGCCAGGUGCUCAAUAAUCGCAGCGUCCAAUCCAAUCGGCGGUCGCUACGACGCCUCGCUCACAUUUAGCGAGAACGUGAAUCUCUCGGAGCCGAUAUUGUCUCGAUUUGAUGUCCUCUGCGUGGUUAGAGAUGAAGCUGAUCCCAUGCAGGAUGCGCAUUUAGCUAAGUUCGUAGUGAGUUCGCAUAUAAGACACCACCCUACCCAGCGCGGUACAACGUUAGAGGAAACAAACGAAAAUGACAUCACAUUACCACAAGAUCUACUGAAGAAAUAUAUAGUUUACGCUAGGGAGAAUAUACAUCCCAAAUUACAGAAUAUGGAUCAAGAUAAAGUAGCAAAGAUGUACAGUCAGCUACGUCAAGAGUCCCUAGCAACCGGCAGUUUGCCCAUCACAGUGAGGCAUAUUGAAUCUGUGAUACGCAUGAGUGAGGCGCAUGCGCGUAUGCACCUACGCGGCCAGGUCAACGAGGAAGACGUGAACCUGGCUAUUCGCACCAUGCUGGAGAGCUUUGUUGAAACGCAGAAGUACAGUGUCAUGCGCGCUAUGAGACAAACCUUUCAAAAAUACUUAUCCUACAAGAAAGAUCACAGUGAACUUCUAUACUACAUUCUGCGGCAGCUGACGAUAGACCAGCUGGCAUACAUGCGAGGGCUUCACAACUAUUCCCAAUCCACUAUAGAGAUAUCGGAAAGAGAUCUCUUGGAACGAGCGAGGCAGAUCAAUAUCACAGACCUGAAACCCUUCUACGAUAGUCGGAUAUUUAAACUCAACAAAUUCAGCUAUGAUGCAAAACGAAAAGUUAUUGUACAUGUGUUGCCAGAUGUACCAAGUAGUGCAUGA